Molecule: messenger RNA, 852 nt
Organism: Ilyonectria robusta
Lineage: Eukaryota; Fungi; Ascomycota; Sordariomycetes; Hypocreales; Nectriaceae
Product: alpha carbonic anhydrase
Exons: 3
Molecular function (GO): carbonate dehydratase activity; zinc ion binding
Source: RefSeq, a predicted model, not a curated record
CUCUUCGGCGUCGUCGCCACCUUUGCUUCCGGCGCCCUGGCGUCCUGCGCUCACGGCACUUUCCUGCAGCCGCGAGCCGAGGCCUUCGUGGAGCCUGCUUUUGGAUACUCCGGUUCCAACGGCCCUGCCAACUGGGUCUCGCUCGAUCCCAAGGCCAACGCUCUCUGCGCCACCGGAACCCACCAGUCCCCCAUCGACCUGGUGUCGGACGUCUUCUCACUUGUUCCUGGCUCGGACUUGGUCAUCGACCUCCCCGACCUGGACGAGGGCGCCGAGUUUGAAAACCUGGGAACCACCGUCGAGGUCGUGGCCGACGGAGCCGGAACCCUCACCGUCGGCGGCACCACCUACACCCUGAAGCAGUUCCACUUCCAUCUCCCCAGCGAGCACAUCGACAACGGCACCAGCAUGGCCAUGGAGAUGCACAUGGUCUGGCAGAGCGAGGCGAGCACGCUGGCUGUUGUCGGGCUCUACAUCGACCUUGUCGACCCUUCUACUUCCUACAAGAAGGCCAAGAAGGCCAAGAAGACCAAGACCUCUCCUACCGUGCCUUUCCCUCUGCUUGAGACCGUUCUGGGCUCUGUCAACAAGAUUGCCACCCCCGGAUCCCACAUUACCACCAAGGCUCUGGACAUGUCCGAGUUGGUCAGCAUUCUUGCUGCCGGCUCUUUCAAAUCAUACAGCGGCUCCUUGACCACUCCCCCCUGCAGCGAGGGUGUCAGCUGGUUUGUUUCCACCCAGACUCUGUCCAUCGAGAUCGGCACCUUCAUCAAGUCCAGGAACGUCCUUGGCUACAACUCCCGCUUCCCUCAGAACGCUCCCGGCGAGCCCAACGUCAUUACCCUGGCUUCC